GAGGGAGAGAGAGAGAGGCAGAGGGAGAGCUGAGGAAAGAAAAAAAGGCAAGACUUGGCACAGCUCAGUCAAAUCAGCUUCUUUUGUCUGCUUUCUCGGCUUGAGCUUCAGGAAAGAAAACCGUCCUGGGGUACAGAAAAACUCAGAACUUUUUGGUUUUCAAACUUAGAAGGCUUUUUAAGUCUCUUGGGUUAUUUGAAAGUGUUGGUACAUACAAUGACGUUUAGUCACCAGUAUUUAGGGAAAUAAAAGCCUUUUUCAAAAGGAAGCUUCCACAGUGUCCAUGCAUGUGGGAAAUACUGUAUUUGAUUUUUUGCAUAUAUGAUUAUACCAUGAGAGACAGGAUUAACAUAGAAGAUGGCAAGGCAAAUUUCUAAUUAGAGAGAAUUUAAUUUUCUACAAAAUAAAGUUUGUUCAUCAGUACAAACCUGCUUUCAAAUCCAAUCAGACAUCCUUCGGAAUGUGUUCAGAACCCAAACAUCAUGUCAAUGGCAACAGGACAGUUGAACCUUUCCCAGAGGGAACACAGAUGGCUGUAUUUGGAAUGGGCUGUUUCUGGGGAGCUGAAAGGAAAUUCUGGAUCCUGAAGGGAGUAUAUUCGACUCAAGUGGGCUUCGCAGGAGGCUACACUCCCAACCCCACUUACAAGGAAGUCUGCUCAGAAAAAACUGGCCAUGCAGAAGUCGUCCGGGUUGUGUACCAGCCAGAAUACAUCAGCUUUGAGGAACUGCUCAAGGUCUUCUGGGAGAAUCACGACCCGACCCAAGGCAUGCGCCAAGGCCAUGACCACGGCACCCAGUACCGCUCGGCCAUCUACCCGUGCUCCGCUGAGCAGAUGGAGGCAGCCCUGAGGUCCAAGGAGGACUACCAGAAGGUUCUUUCAGAGCAUGGCUUCAACCAGAUCACCACUGACAUCCGGGAGGGACAGACUUUCUACUACGCGGAAGACUACCACCAGCAGUACCUGAGCAAGAAUCCAAAUGGCUACUGCGGGCUCGGGGGCACCGGGGUUUCCUGUCCCUUGGGUAUUAAAAAAUGAGUUCUCCCUGCCUGGUGGGUCCCAGAGGCUCCAAAAACAAUCCCUUCACCGAAUGGGAUCAUGCUUCCGGGAUCCACAUUAGUAGCUUUCUGAAGUGCAUGUAGCACAAUAGUAUUUUGCCAAAAUCUGCUUUCUAGUUCAGGUUUAAUUCACAGGACAUGCAAUGGCAAGUUGAUAAAACAUAAUUUGUCUUCCAGUAAGUUAGGGUGGAAGUAAGUUAGCUGUGAGAUUUUCUGGGUUAUUUGAGAUCUCAGUGGAGAUGAUGAACACCCGCAGGCCCUGUGUCCACCCUUUCUGGGUACCUGCCAUGGGAGACAAGGAGGCUGGGAGAUUGCUAGACAGCACUCAGGGAUACUGGGAAUCCUUGAUCUGUGCCCUGUGCCACCUCACAUGCCCUCCUGUCCCCCAGUGCCUUAGUUUGCAAACAUUUACAGCCCCAAUGGAUCACUCGCUGAAACGCUUUGUUCUGCAGAGCCGAGAUGUGUGUGAGAGGCCUCUGCUCCCUUCCUGGCCAUCUCUGUGCAGACCAAAGAUGUGCAUUAGCUUGAUGAAUCUAACACUUUGCUUACAGCAAUGAGAAAUGCUUGUUCUAAUAAAAAUCUCCAUUCAGUAAUACCAACUGCCGGGCGCCUCGUCCAUUUUCCCCUUGUUUAGGAAGGAUAUUUGUAGGCACCGUGAGAUAGAUUAACAAGCUGUAAGAGAGCUCGGGAGGCGAGAAGACUUGUAAUCAUUUUCCCCAAAAUGGAAAAUAUUAUGAUUGAAAUUUUUGGAAAACACGCCCACCUCCAGCUCCUUGCAACUGCAGGGGUAAUAGCUGCUUAUCGGUGCCUGUCCCAUCCAUCACACCAGGGACUACUGUGGCUGUCAAGAGCAGACACCUCAGUCCCUGCCUUGCAGAACCUUCUAUUCUGGACAAGGAGUGGGAGCCAUAAACCAGAAACAUGUAGACCCAUGGAUGAGUGCGUGGAUUUCGGGUCCUGAGAGAAGGCGUGAAAGUGAGAAGGAUGGGGUGGGGAGCUGGGCCUGGGGUGGGCAUCUCAGCUGGGAGGUGAACUUGGGAGCAGAAUGACCUGAGCCAUGUGGUGACCUGCAGGCCACAGCUGGCCGAGAGCACUCACGGUGGCAGAGGUGCCAACUAUCUGCUCCCCCUUCUUGGCACCUUUCAGCUGCUUGGAGCAAAAGCUUUCCAAACAGAAGGGCCUGGGUGAACAAAUGGCCCAGGUCAGGGAGGAACCAGAGGACAGGAAGAUCAGUGGGGUUCAGGGGAUGUGCAGGAGGAGGGUCCCUGAGAGAGCUCGGCAGUGCCCAGACUUGGAGGACCUUCUCAGGACAGGGCCUCGGGCUCUUUAUUGGUUGGGCAGCUGCUGGAGAGUCAAGCAUUUCUUUGGGUGGAUGGUGGUGCUGUUUACCUGUGAGGGAGCAGGUCUAGGGGAGGAGGAGUGAAUGGAUCGCUCAGCUUAGGCCACACCCAAGUGGAAGUGCUUCCUGCCAUCCUAAUGGAGGGCCGGGAGGGAGGCAGCUUGUGAUUCGGGUCUAGAAUCGGAAGGAAUCCGAGAAUGAGAAAUCUCAGCAUCAUCAGCCUAGAAAUGUCUUUUGGAGCCAGGGAGCCAGUGGAAAUCAUUUAGGGAGGGAAUGGAGAGCCAGAGGGAGUCUGGGCAUUGAAUGUAGGACCUUAAGACAUCUAGAGGUCUGGUCAAAGGAGGAACAAAAGAAUUUAGAACAUUGCAGCUGCGACUGGCUCGGGGGAAGGUGCUGUCCCAGGGAAACAUAAGCAUGUGUUACAUCAGGAGUCUGCAGCAGAUCUUAGACCAAGGACCAUGAUCUGAAUGAAGCAAGAAAGUAAGUGACCAGGAGGUCAGGUCCUUGGGGAAGGCCCUCAAAACCUUCAAGAUUCAAGGAACCUUCCCUCAGCCUCUUGCAGAAGGAGCUGGCAUCCGAUUCUGGACAUGGAUCUGACCAGGCCUUCUCAGAGCUGUUGUAGACUCUCUAAGCUGAUGCUAGUCUUGGAAAACCCGCCAUGUCACCAGGGCCCACUGGUCAGAGGGGAUCAAAAAGGCAGAUGGGUCUUGUCCCAAGUCUGUCUCACAGACCAGAGAGUGAAUCACAGGACUGAAGGUAUUUAGCCACUCCCAGAAUGCGCCUGUGUAUUGGCCAUGUUUCCAGCUUCUGUAAACUGGACACUCUAACACCUGCCUGACUCACAUACACUAGGCAUGCCUGGUUCUAGACAAGCUGGUCAUCUCCGUGCAUCUCUGGGCCUUGACCUCCUCACCCCGCUGCUCCUCAGAGGAGUCCCUCUCCUGAGGGUGUUUCCAGAGAGAAACAAACCAGCCCAGAGUUCAUGUCCCAGCCACCCCUUUGGGGGCUCUCAUGCUCUUGGCCACUGUCUACCUGACCUCUUCACCCUGGGCCAGCCCUGAGCCCCAGAGCCCACUGAAAUUAUUCACUAGAUAAUCUGGAGGCUGCUUAGCCUGCUUAUUCAAACUCACUCAUUCCUUCCUGCAGAAACUACAAGAAAGGCUUUUUUGUUGUUGUUGUUACUGGGGAUUGAACCCAGGGGUGCUUAACCACUCAGCCACAUCCCCAGCCCUUUUUAUAUUUUCUUUAGAGACAGUGGCUUCCUAGGUUGCUCAGGGCCUCACUAAGUUGCUAACACUAGCUUUGAACUUGCGAUCCUCCUACCUCAGCCUCCCACACCUGGGAUUAUAGGCAUGUGCCAACAUGACUAGUUACAAGAAGGGCUCUUGUCCACAGUUCCUCCUCCUUCUGUCUCCUGAUGGACCCCAGUGCUUUUCUGGUGGCCCCAAGGAUGGCAUGCCCCCUCCUCUGGACCUGUGAGUAACAAAUGGUCUUUUCAAUCUUUUCAAUGGCAGUCAUUUCCUGCUCCGUUGGCCUUAUUGUAGCAAGGUAAUAAGCAGACCUAUUAAAACAGAAUUUAUAGUUUACUCAUGUUGUAUCUUCCAAUCCAUGAACACAGUGUAGUUCUUGAUUUAAUUUCAUAAAUUUAAUUAAGUAAAUGUAUUUUACUUCCCUGAAUAAAUUUUGCAGUUUUCAAUGUGCAGGUAUUGCAUAUCUUUUAUUAAAU
Messenger RNA from Sciurus carolinensis (gray squirrel), 4124 nucleotides. It is a transcript of the gene Msra, whose product is annotated as methionine sulfoxide reductase A. Gene Ontology annotation, molecular function: peptide-methionine (S)-S-oxide reductase activity. Gene Ontology annotation, biological process: cellular response to oxidative stress. The record is from RefSeq and is a predicted model, not a curated record. The coding region runs from base 461 to 1039 and encodes 192 amino acids. The transcript has 6 exons. NCBI's taxonomy places the organism in Eukaryota, Metazoa, Chordata, Mammalia, Rodentia, Sciuridae. Gene Ontology annotation, cellular component: cytoplasm.